CACAGAGGUAGCUCCUCCGCCAGCAGCAACUCGGCGCCCGCGGUCCAUGGACCGGAACCCCGGGCCGACGGGCAGGAACCCGGGCCGCGAUUGCCGCCUCCCCGCCCCAGGCUCCUCCUCCUCGCUCUCCACCGCCUCCUCCGGACGCCCGCAGGACGCGCACCGCCGCCUCCGGGCUCGCGGAGCCACCCCGGGAGGUUGGGCAGCGGGUUCGCGGCUGCCGCCGGACUGAGGCCUACUCCGCCGCCUCUCAGUGCUAUUGUCCCUGGGCCCGGCCCUGACCAGGUCCACUGGGGAGGGCCGAGUGCGCCGGCUCCGCCGAAGAUGCCGGACCAAGCCCUACAGCAGAUGCUAGACAGAAGUUGCUGGGUGUGUUUUGCCACUGAUGAAGAUGAUAGAACAGCUGAAUGGGUGAGACCAUGCAGGUGCAGAGGAUCUACAAAAUGGGUUCACCAGGCUUGUCUACAGCGUUGGGUAGAUGAAAAACAAAGAGGAAACAGUACAGCCAGAGUGGCAUGUCCUCAAUGCAAUGCUGAAUACUUAAUAGUUUUUCCAAAGUUGGGUCCAGUUGUUUACGUCUUGGAUCUUGCAGAUAGACUGAUCUCAAAAGCGUGUCCAUUUGCUGCAGCGGGAAUAAUGGUUGGCUCUAUCUAUUGGACAGCUGUGACUUAUGGAGCAGUGACAGUGAUGCAGGUUGUAGGCCAUAAAGAAGGUCUGGAUGUUAUGGAAAGAGCUGAUCCUUUAUUCCUUUUAAUUGGACUUCCUACUAUUCCUGUCAUGCUGAUAUUAGGCAAGAUGAUUCGCUGGGAAGACUACGUGCUUAGACUAUGGCGCAAAUACUCAAAUAAACUACAAAUUUUGAACAGUAUAUUUCCAGGGAUUGGUUGUCCUGUUCCUCGAAUUCCAGCUGAGGCUAAUCCUUUAGCAGAUCACGUCUCUGCUACCCGAAUUUUGUGUGGAGCCCUUGUCUUUCCUACUAUCGCAACAAUAGUUGGUAAACUGAUGUUCAGUAGUGUUAACUCUAAUUUACAAAGGACAAUCUUGGGUGGAAUUGCUUUUGUUGCCAUAAAAGGAGCAUUCAAGGUUUACUUCAAACAACAGCAAUAUUUACGUCAGGCACACCGCAAAAUUCUAAAUUAUCCAGAGCAAGAAGAAGCAUAAAACUGUGACUUCUAGUUGUUCUGCAGUCCUAUCAUC
Messenger RNA from Panthera uncia (snow leopard), 1197 nucleotides. RefSeq names its product membrane associated ring-CH-type finger 5 (gene MARCHF5). The transcript is spliced from 6 exons. Lineage: Eukaryota; Metazoa; Chordata; Mammalia; Carnivora; Felidae. The record is from RefSeq and is a predicted model, not a curated record. Gene Ontology annotation, molecular function: zinc ion binding. Bases 325 to 1161 code for a protein of 278 amino acids.